This is a messenger RNA of Symbiodinium necroappetens, 1929 nucleotides long. Lineage: Eukaryota; Dinophyceae; Suessiales; Symbiodiniaceae. The record is from the annotation of a GenBank genome assembly.
AUGAAGCUUGAGUCUGCUGCAGUGGACUUUCUUCUAUGUGCCUUCGUCAUGUCGAACAGCAUGGGAAGACUUUGGGAGCAGGAUGUAUGGUGGCAGCUCCGUCUUGGAGACGAGAUACUUCGUGGGCGAGGUUUUCCGACACACGAGGAAUGGACCUACACUAGCAGCCACGUGCCUUUUCACAACCACUGGUGGCUUUUUGUUCUGCCCUUCUCGGUCUUGUACCAUCUGGGUGGUGUGCCCGCUCUGAUCUCCUUGCGUGGCCUACUGUGUGGAGUCUUGGCCAAGCUGCAAAUGAUGCUCAGUCCGGGGCCGUUGCGGUGGCUGCUGGCAGCGAUUUCAUUUCGGAUCUCCAAGCACCGACUCCAAUGCCGACCAGAGCUCGUGUCCCUCGUCCUUUUCGCUGCGCUGCCUUUGCUGUACCGCGCUGUGGCCCAAGCGGAUGCAGGUCGAGACAAGCUGAAGAGAGGCGUUGUGUUUUGGCCGAAGGAGGUCUUGUGGAUGUACGCCUGCGUGGUUGCAGCAGCGAACGUCCACUUCGGUGUGGUGCCCUGGCCGGUUUUAUGCUGCGGAGCCCUGCUAGCCGACGAUCUCUUCGACCCGGGUGCCCCUGGAUCCACCACCUGCUCCUGGCUGCGGGGUGUGAAUCUGACACCAGUUCUGCGAGCAGUGCCAGUGCUGUUUCUUCCGUGCUUCAGCCCUCAACCGCUGGCCGGGCUGCAUUAUAUCCUCCAUCACCGACCUGGAAAAUAUGCAGCAACCAAGCAUUUGACGAACCCCGAGCAUCGUAGUUUCCUGGAGGAGUGGGAGGAAUUCUACCGGGAGCUGCCAGCAUGGAGCCGCGUCGAUGGGUCCCAGCUUCACCGGCUGUUCUUUAGCCAAUCUCCCUUGAAGCAUGUGCCCUGGAUCUGCGUGUACUUUGGUCUUGCCAUCUUGGUAGUGGUUGUGUGGUUUCUUCGAAGCAGACAGAACAGACCUGUCGGCCUAAAAUCGCCGGUCAUUACACUGUCGGCGCUUGGAAUCAUGACGUACCUGGUGUACGACCGGACACGAACAGUUGUUUGGCCGGCUUGUUUCCUGACAGCAAUGCUGGGUCGGAGCUCUUUGGCAUCCUCUCAACCCCGGGGCGUUGUUGGUUUUUGUGUAAGCCUGGUCUUGUUUCUAUUGUCCGUCUAUCUCGUUCUGGGUGACUUUGAAGAGCCAUCUUUCAAGUUGGUAACUAUGAAUUGGCCAGUGCGGUCUGCUGAGUUCGUCCACGGCUACAACCUUACAGGGAACAUCUAUCACACCAUAACCUUUGGUGGUUACUUGCUAUAUUGGUUGCCAAAUAAGCAUUUCGCAGACACCCGGGAAUAUUGUUUCCAGCACCUGGACGAGCUGUACAAAAGUGUGUACCUGGACCACGUCCGUCUCCACCGCGACAUUCUGCAAAAGCAUCAGGUGAACAUCUAUGUCGCCCUGAUCCCGAAAACUAGACGACUACCCAUGGGAGGUUUCGAGGACGUUGCUGAUAGGUUUCUUCCCAAGCGUGACUGGGCGAGAGUUUUCUUUGACCAUGUGAGCGAAGUGUUUCUCAGGCGCUCAGUUCCCGAGUUUAAAGAUCUUAUUGCAGAGAGGGAGGUUUUCCUCAAUCCUGCGUUUCCCCCUGAUUACCAUGUCCGUGUCCUUCUCGGAAGGGAUGCAGGGAAUCCCGAGCGAUUGAAGCGAGACUUGGACGUGUGCUUAGCCAGGGGGGAGCUCUACUGUGAGUUGAUCGAGGCUCUCCGAACCUCUACAACUGAGGGCACUGCAAGAGUUUCCUCGUGGCUGCAACGCCUGGAGGGCAAGGAUCCACAGGACCUCAAGAACGAACGGCGGCUGACCCGUGAGUACUGUGAAUCUGUGAAGAUUCAUCUUGGCAGGCAGUUGAACGGCACAAGAACGAGCUAG